This is a messenger RNA of Leopardus geoffroyi (Geoffroy's cat), 3784 nucleotides long. Its product is annotated as tripartite motif-containing protein 60-like. The transcript is spliced from 3 exons. Lineage: Eukaryota; Metazoa; Chordata; Mammalia; Carnivora; Felidae. The coding region runs from base 2112 to 3527 and encodes 471 amino acids. Gene Ontology annotation, molecular function: protein binding; zinc ion binding. The record is from RefSeq and is a predicted model, not a curated record.
CAUGUGUGAAAAUGGCUACACAGUGACUUCAUGUGUUCUAGUCCCUUCCCUAGAAUCUGGACAUUACCUGAAACAGCUUCCUGUGCAAACCUUCCAAAUAACCUACUCAUAUGAGAGUAUAUAUUGCAUGAGUUUGUGUAUAUGUAUUUAAGAAAUGGGAGCAUCCUGUGUAUUCUGUAAAUUUUUCUUUCAAUAUUUUAUCUAGGAGGUAGUCCAUGUCCUCACAUAUAGUUCAUUCUAUUUAAAAUGUGUUGCACACUUGGGUAAAUGUCUAAAUGGGAAAUAUUAAAAAUGUAAUAAAUGUUCUUUGGAGAGCUUUAGGGUGUGCUUUCCCCUCCAUUGUUAUCCCCCCAAUAUGUUUUCUUCAACUUGUUAGCUAAAAAUACUCACUGGUUUAUAUCUAUUUACUCACUGGUUUAUAUCUAAAGGCUACUGAAAGAUACAAAUCAAUAGCCAAUGAAGGGAUGAAUAGGGCAAGAUUCCAAAAGAGCUUCUGUCCUUUCAGACUUUGGGGCCCAGCACGGUGGCUGGUGAACCUCUGGCUUACCAGCCUGCAAGCUUUCCAAACUCCCCUCCUUUUUGGGGUUUUUGUGGAGGCUUCACUGCUUCGCGAUUAUUGGUCAUUGGUGACUGAUUCACCCUCCAGCCUCUCCCCCCAUCGCCAGAAAUCAGGGGUGGGACUGUAUAUUCCAACCCUCCAUUCUUGGUCAGUUCCUCUGGCAACCAGCCCUCCCACCUCAAGAUCUUUAGGGAAUUUCUAAAAGUCACCUCGCUGCCAUAAAAUCAGUCAUGGUUGAGCUUGUUAUGAAUAACAAAACACCCAUUUCACCUUUACACCCUGAAGGAACUGAAGACAAGAGACUAAGCAUUACAACAGAAGAUACUUCCAUUACUCUUAUCACCCGCAAAGUUUUAGGGGCUGUGAGACAGAAACCAUGCACAAAGACCAAAAAUAUAUAUGAGAAGUAUAUGUGGGACAUCUGGAUGAUGACCACAUGACAGUAGGCUAUUCCUCUGAGAAUCCAGCCGUCUGAUUUCAGUUGAAAGUAAUACCUUAACUUUAUUAUUUCUUCUGCAAAUACCUCUUUCGGUCCCACUUGGGUGCUAAUUUAUGAGUUCAGAAGUACUUAGUUACUGAUCCUUCAGCCUUGAAGACUUUAUCAAGUUGUCCAACUAAUUCACCUUAAGAAGAACUUCAAGGAGAGACCUGGGUGAGCCUGAGUUGGUGGGGCAUAAUCCUACAGGGUGGGACAGACCCACCCAAGCACUCACUGAGAUGCAAAUUGAUCCAAAGAGGAUUGUUUUUUCAACGCUAACUACACCCUCACCUAGGACAAGUAAUCUCAGUAAUCCCACACUAGGUUAAGUGGUUACAGCAGAACUCCUCACUCCUUCACAGUCUGGGAGGAGGGUGGGGUGUCGAAGAUUUUAAAAACUGCCUGCUCUAUGGUUUGGCCUUAUUUUGGCUCUCAAGUUUGUCACAGGAAUAUAAAUAUUAGCAACUCGAGUUACAUUGGGACUAAUGCCUUUAGUCACUUAGCCUUACAACCCCCAGCUACCCUCAGGAUCUCUUCCCAUUCUCCCCCCUCCAAGCAGGGUCAUUGAGCAUGCACAUGCGCAGGCCCAUAGCUGCCACCACUUCCGGGGGAACAGGCCAAUCACAGCACGGAACAAAUAAAUACAGGAUCCUGGGUCUCAGCUUAAAUCCAUGUAGUCCUAACGGAGGUGGUAUGACUGCGUUACAUGAGAUUUUUAUCAGGCGACAGUUUUCAAGUUUGCAAAGUGGCCACGUGAUCUCCAAAGAAGGAUUGUUGGGGUGUGAAGGAAUGAAUGGUUGCUUGCUUGGACCCGUGGCUACUUUGUUGAAGAAGAAAGUCAUUAAUCUUAAAUUUAGGUGAGUUAAUCCGUGAGAGAGCUGCAAACAGUGAAUCUUUCUUGCCCUCAAGCUACAGGACAGGACACUACGCAAGACUUCAGUGGCUGCCAUCAGAAGCUGGGCCAGUGGAACCUAAAGCUUCGAGGUCUGGGGGAGAUCUACCCACUGGGUCUUGAGCUUACGGCAGGCCUUGCCAAGGGGAACAUUCUCACCCACCACCUUCAUUCUCUGCUCAAUGGAGUUUGUAACAGCCCUGGUACACCUCCAGGAAGAGUCUAACUGCCCCAUCUGUCUGGACUACUUGAAAGACCCAGUGACUAUAAACUGUGGGCACAACUUCUGUCGCUCCUGCAUCAACAUGAUGUGGAAGGAUCUAGAAGAUACCUUCCCCUGUCCUGUCUGCCGUUUUCGCUUUCGUAACAAAAACUUACGGAGCAACCGCCAGCUCAGUAAUUUGACUGAAAUUGCUAAACUACUGCAGGUCAGAAGGAGCAAGAGAAAAAGGCAGGAAGAAUAUUCCGUGUGUGAGAAACACAAUCAGUUUCUGACCCUUUUUUGCGGGAAGGACCUAGAGGUUUUAUGUACACAGUGCAGCCUCUCUGUUCAACACCAGAAACACUACAUUUGCCCCAUUAAGAAAGCUGCCUCUUAUCACCGGAAAAUUCUAGAAUAUAGCAUUGAGCCCUUGCAGAACAAUGUGGAACGAGUUGAAAAAGUGAUUUCUCUGCAAGCCAGCAAAAUUGUGGAACUGAAAAAGAAGGUAGAGUAUAGGAGAGAAGAAAUCAUUUCUGAAUUUGAGCAACUUCGACUGUUUCUGCAAAAUCAGCAAGAGGCUCUUCUUAGGCAGAUGAAAGAUGAAGAGAUGGACAUUUUAACGAAACUAAAUGCCAACCGUAUAACAUGUUCAGACCAUGUUUCCACAUUAAAACAUCUGCUGAAGGAGGUAGAGUGCAAGUGUGGGCAAUCGGAACUGGAAUUACUGACACAUGUGAAAGGUAUCUACCACAGGUAUCAAAACCUAAAACGUCCUGAGCUCUUUUUAUUCCGAUUAAAGAAAUACGGACUUAGCCUUCCUCCACAAUACUCUGGCUUGGGCAAAAUUAUCAAGCCAUUUCAAGUAGAUGUGAUUCUAGACCUUGAAACAGCACACCCUCGGCUUAUUGUCUCUGAGGAUAGAAAAACUGUGCAUUAUGGAAAGAGAAGAAAAUAUCUUUGUUAUAACCCAAGGAGAUUUUACCUCUGCCCUGCUGUCCUGGGUUCUAAGAGAUUUAGUUCUGGCCGGCAUUACUGGGAGGUCAUAGUGGGAAACAAGCCUAAAUGGACCUUGGGAGUGUGUCAAGACUGUUUUCCUAGGAAUUGGAGGAAUCAGCCAGUAGCUGAGGGUGGGUUCUGGGCAAUUGGGAGAUAUAUUGAAAGCAUUUAUGUUAUGUUGGGUCCUAAGAGAAGCCAGCUUCUGCCCACAGUAAGACCCACUAAGAUUGGCAUUUUUUUGGACUAUGAGUUGGGUGAGGUUUCCUUUUACAAUAUGAAUGAUAGAUCUCUUCUCUAUACUUUUAAUGAUUCUUUUACAGAAGCUGUUUGUCCCUAUUUCUAUGUUGGAAUAGAUUCUGAACCUCUUAAAAUCUCUUCAGUAACAGAUGAUGAAAGAUGAAGUACCUGGGAAAGAAACAAUGCUGUUUCAGUAUCUAGGGAUAACUAGUAAAUUUAGUCUCAGCAAUUCUGGAUUCUUGUGGUUUACCGCUGAAAACCAGAAGAGAUUUUUCUCCUUCAUUUCAAGCAACUAUAAAACAUGAGAGUAACACCAAUUUUAUAGAUGUUUAUAGAUGCUUUUAGUUUCUAAGAUAAAGUAUUUGAGGAUUAUGCUACCUAACAAAUUUAAUAAAAUAUUUCUGUUGAAAUUACCUAUAA